UCUAGCAGUAAAUUUCAAAAAUCAGUUGACUGAUGUUUAAAUAAGCACAUAAGGCUGAUAAUCAAAUAAUUUAAAGAGCUUAAACUAUUAAAAAUGCUUUUCUUAUUAUGGCUGAUUUGGACCUUGAAUAUCUUUACGGUUUCCGCUCACAUUUCAAGUUCGCCUCCAGUUCUGAUCUGGGGAAUCAAGACGUGAUCCUAAGCUAGGACAAUUUUUCGUUCUGUUACGAAUAAACACUUUUACUCACUGAUGAAGAAAAUACAAAAGGAUCACAUGAUUGUGAUGUAUUUCGCAUCCGAGCUCUCUGCCAGGGACAUCAACUGUGCGCAGUGUUUUCACUUGAAGCUCAUGAAACCCAUGAACUAUUACAGUCAGGUGGAGGAACCCUUGAAGGCAUUGCAAAAAGUCAGUGCGAAAACCACUAAAAUCGUCUGGCAUAAGCCCAUGAUCAUUAACCAAUCUCAAGUUCCCACGAAAAUGAAGAUACCAUGUCAGGCGGGUCAAAUUCAUGCUUUCAAUUUCAACGAUCGCAACCUAAUAGUUCAUGACUAUGCCAUGGGAGUGUCAAACUUGCAGUUGAAAAACUGUCCUGUAGUCCAUGCUUACACCGCCCUCACGGAGGAGAAACAGUCAUAUCUACGUCGCAUAAAUCAUUCCAUUAUUAUCAGAACUCGGAAACAAGAAUUGGCCGCCGGCAUCGUAGUGAUGCUAGCAAGGACUAUGCUCCCCAUCUUAGCUUCACUCAUGCCAAUGGGACCAAUGGAACAAGUGGUUGACCAUCCUGCGCUGCGAGCAGGCCAUCCUCGCCUUAGCCACAUCAUGGUAGCGACCAAGGGAUCGACUGGGAAAGCGGCUCCGAUCAUCCGCACGCACGUGACCCUCUUAGAGAGUAGCUAUAGCAUGCAGGUGGGCAUUUACAACAAGCUGGCUGAUUUGGACGAAGGCUUGGUUCUCGUACUGGACAUGAAAAACGGCCCACUGAUUAUAGAGGUGUUGCCGGUGAAGGGAAAUUGGUACCUUACCCGCGUCAUCCUCGACGAGACCACCUUCUAUCCGACGGAUCUUAUCUAUUUUAGCUCCGAUUUCAGUCUGUGCUGCAGUGAUGUGUCCUUCUUUUCCAAAGACAGGUUGCUGCUGAGCCUGUUCGACUUUUACUUGGAUAUCAUCAGUUCGUUCGACGAGAGUGGAAUGCUGUUGACGUACGAGGCGAAGCCAUGUUGGAGUUGCUCUAAGUUUUUAUCACCGACCCUGACCCAGACCCUGGUCGUCAUGUUCCUCUUCACGGCGAUCCUGAGUAUCGGCUUGUCGUUCAUUACGAGCAUUGGACGGAAUAAGUUGGUUCAGGUGGCUGCCGAACCAGAUCUGUACAUCAAAACGGAUCGGUAGAGGGAAUGGAAUUCCUCCGUACUCUAAGGGCAACCCUCGCGGACGCUCUUUGAUACACAUGCGACAUACUCUCCACACACAUUCUGCUAAUUCACUUGCUUACAAUUCUAAUCGCUUGGUGGACACGGUUGGGGUCGGUGGGGCCGCUGGGGGUCACA
Messenger RNA from Drosophila serrata, 1544 nucleotides. RefSeq names its product V-type proton ATPase subunit S1. Gene Ontology annotation, cellular component: proton-transporting V-type ATPase complex. The record is from RefSeq and is a predicted model, not a curated record. Gene Ontology annotation, molecular function: ATPase activator activity. NCBI's taxonomy places the organism in Eukaryota, Metazoa, Arthropoda, Insecta, Diptera, Drosophilidae.